AUGUCUACUGUCAACAUGGUAAAAUACUACUUCUAUCGGGGUAUGCUGCCAACCGACCAAGACAGACUGCGCCAGCUACUGGCCUUGGCAUAUCAAACAGCCAGAGACAGAAAGCUUUAUCCCAAAGCCGUUCUUAUUAGGUCCGAAGUCCAUGAUACAACCAGCAUCAACGGCGUACGCCAGAAAGACCCUUUGGGUCCACACGUGACCCUUUGCUACAAGGAUGAAGCUCAGCUCCUUCGCGGAACUCAUAUCGCUAGUCACGGCUAUGUUCACGGAAAGGAUGACCUUGAGUUUGUGCGCGCAACGCACGCCGGAGAGAAACCCGACACCGCUAAAAGGCAACAAGGAAGGAAGACGGUGUGGCCAUCAGAUGAGGAGCUUGUGGCUGCGCCAGAGAUCGGCUAUGGCCAUUUCCCGGAGAAUUAG
Aspergillus vadensis CBS 113365 is the source of this 429-nucleotide messenger RNA. RefSeq lists its product as uncharacterized. The coding region runs from base 1 to 429 and encodes 142 amino acids. The record is from RefSeq and is a predicted model, not a curated record. Lineage: Eukaryota; Fungi; Ascomycota; Eurotiomycetes; Eurotiales; Aspergillaceae. The transcript has 2 exons.